Sus scrofa (pig) is the source of this 10007-nucleotide messenger RNA. It is a transcript of the gene ANKFN1, whose product is annotated as ankyrin repeat and fibronectin type III domain containing 1. Lineage: Eukaryota; Metazoa; Chordata; Mammalia; Artiodactyla; Suidae. Gene Ontology annotation, molecular function: protein binding. The record is from RefSeq and is a predicted model, not a curated record. Gene Ontology annotation, biological process: establishment of mitotic spindle orientation; regulation of establishment of bipolar cell polarity. Gene Ontology annotation, cellular component: spindle.
AUGAUUCAGUUCAGGCUUCAACUGAGCAUGUCAACAAAAUAGCUGAAGAUCUGAUUACUGCUCAGCACAGGAUGCAAGAGGCCAAGAGAGAGCCCUUCCAGCCUCCUUCUGUGCCCCCCCUCUCUGUCCUGCCACCCGGUCUCUUCUGAGCUAGAGAUUCGACUCUCACUUCUUUCACAGGGGCACAAAAGCUAACGCAAAUCCCACCCAGCAGCAUCAAUAAACUUAUUCCCUCCUCACGGGGUGCCUCCUAAGACCUUCUUUUUUUUUUUUUUAAACAGUUACUUUCAUUCCUUGAAAAUGAUUUCUUUGUCCCAGGCGGGUGCGGUGCUCGCCCUCCCUCUGCUCCCAGCCCUGCACGGUGCUUUGGCUGCUCCUGGAGCCAGGCCUCCGGAGAGGCGGCCAUUCUUAGCCUGCAGGACAAAGCGAGGGUUCCCUUGGCAACCGGAACAGUGUGGAGGUUCGAGAAGGGGUUUCCCUCCACCAAUCUCCCCAGGCUCCCGGUCCUCUUUCAACUCCGGAGCUGACCCCUGGCUCUCAUGGAGGCGGCUCUAACCAGGAGGCUACCUUUUAAAGACAGGCAUUUCGCUUGCAGCAAAAUAAUAGGAAGGAGGUUUGCUUGCUUUGCACAGAGGCUGAGCCACAGGAGAAAGCAAAGCCAAUGUGACUUAUUGAAUGAAAGCUCUGGACAAUUACCAACCACUUGUUCCUCUUCUGCCUCAAACAACCUAAACUGGAACUGCCGUGUGAAAAUGACCCAACAAAUGCAGAAUUUGCAUCUUUCUCAGUCAAAAAAACACAGUACCCCAUCAUCUCCCAAUGCAGCCAAACGCCUGUACAGGAACCUCUCCGAGAAACUGAAGGGGAGCCACUCGUCAUUUGAUGAGGCCUAUUUUAGAACAAGAACUGACCGGCUGAGUCUCAGAAAGACCUCGGUGAACUUCCAGGGCAAUGAGGCCAUGUUUGAAGCAGUUGAACAGCAGGACAUGGAUGCUGUGCAGAUCCUGCUGUAUCAGUACACACCGGAAGAACUAGAUCUCAACACACCUAACAGUGAGGGGUUGACACCUCUGGAUAUUGCCAUCAUGACCAACAAUGUGCCCAUUGCUAGGAUUCUUCUAAACACAGGAGCCCGAGAAAGUCCACACUUUGUCAGCCUGGAAAGCCGAGCAAUGCACCUCAACACGUUGGUGCAGGAAGCCCAGGAGAGGAUGAGUGAACUGUCUGCCCAGGUGGAGAAUGAAGGAUUCAGUCUGGACAACACAGAGAAAGAGAAACAGCUAAAAGCUUGGGAGUGGAGGUUCCGACUCUACAGACGCAUGAAAACGGGCUUUGAACAUGCCAGAGCCCCCGAGGUCCCAACCAAUGCUUGUCUCAUGGUAACCAGCAGCACAUCCCUCACUGUCAGCUUUCAAGAGCCUCUUAGUGUCAACGCAGCUGUAGUAACCAGAUAUAAAGUGGAAUGGAGCAUGUCUAAAGACUUUUGUCCUUUGGCUGGAGAAAUCAUCAUGGAAAACCUGCAAACCCUGAGAUGUACAAUAACAGGACUUACAACGGGCCAGCAGUAUUUUGUUCAAGUCUCGGCUUAUAACAUGAAAGGAUGGGGACCUGCUCAGACCACGACACCAGCAUGUGCCUCUCCUUCUAACUGGAAAGACUACGACGACAGAGAGCCCAGGCACAAGGGACGGAGUGAAGUUUUGGAAGGUCUGCUGCAGCAGGUCCGAGCCCUUCAUCAGCAUUAUAGUUGCCGGGAAAGUUCGAAAUUACAAGCCACAGGCCGAAAGCAGUCAGUCUCAAGGAGCCUGAAACACCUAUUCCAUUCCUCAAACAAGUUUGUGAAGACCUUGAAACGGGGACUCUACAUAGCUGUUAUAUUUUAUUACAAAGACAAUAUGUUAGUCACCAAUGAAGAUCAAAUACCAAUUGUUGAAAUAGAUGACUCUCACACCAGUUCCAUUACACAAGAUUUUCUGUGGUUCACAAAGCUGUCUUGUAUGUGGGAAGAUAUAAGGUGGUUGAGGCAAAGCGUACCUAUCUCCAUGUCCUCAUCCACAGUCCUGCAAACACGGCAGAAGAUGCUCGCAGCAACAGCUCAACUGCAGAAUUUACUCGGAACACACAACUUGGGAAGGGUUUACUAUGAGCCCAUUAAAGACCGGCAUGGAAACAUCCUCAUAGUCACCAUCAGAGAGAUGGAGAUGCUCUACUCAUUUUUUAAUGGCAAAUGGAUGCAGAUCUCAAAGCUGCAAAGCCAGAGGAAGUCUCUCUCAACACCGGAGGAGCCAACAGCCUUAGACAUUUUACUGAUAACCAUCCAGGAUAUUCUCUCCUAUCACAAAAGGAGUCAUCAACGUCUCUCUCCUGGAUUAUAUCUGGGUUACCUAAAGCUGUGUAGCUCUGUGGAUCAGAUCAAAGUUCUCGUUACCCAAAAGUUACCUAACAUCCUCUGCCAUGUGAAGAUUCGUGAAAACAAUAACAUUUCCAAAGAGGAGUGGGAAUGGGUCCAAAAGCUUUCUGGCUCUGAAUCUAUGGAAAGUGUGGAUCAUACUUCUGACUGCCCCAUGCAAUUGUUCUUCUACGAGCUCCAGAUGGCAGUGAAAGCUCUCCUUAAGCAGAUCAAUAUACCUCUGUACCAGGCAAGGAACUUCCGCCUCUACACACAGGAGGUGUUGGAAAUGGGUCACAAUGUGUCCUUUCUUCUCCUGCUCCCUGCCUCAGACGACGUCUGUACAGCCCCAGGACAGAAUAAUCCUUACACCCCACACUCAGGGUUUCUUAACCUCCCUCUUCAGAUGUUUGAACUUGUUCAUUUUUGCAGCUACAGGGAGAAAUUUAUUAGUCUAUAUUGCCGCCUUUCUGCUGUCAUGGAGCUGGAUUCUCUGAAUACCCAACAGUCCCUGAGGGAAGCAAUCUCAGACAGCGAGGUUGCAGCUGCCAAACAAAGACACCAGCAAGUUUUAGAUUUCAUUCAGCAAAUAGAUGAAGUUUGGCGUGAAAUGAGGUGGAUCAUGAAUGCUCUGCGUUAUGCAAGAUACAAACAACCAGUUUCAGGCUUGUUCAUCACUAAGCUGAUAGACUCCUCAGAUGAGCAGAACCUAAAGAAGAUCAAUUCUACGUCAUCACAUAUAGACUGUCUUCCAUCACCGUCCCCAUCGCCAGAGAUGCACAGAAGAAAAGCAGUGAGUGAUUCACAGCCCUGCUCUGACGAAGAAGGCUGCUCAGAAGUCUUCCUCCCCACCGACAGCGACUAUGACUCCAGUGACGCCCUGAGCCCUCGAGACCUGGACCUGGUCUACCUGGCCUCGCAGGACAUCGCCCAGCAGGCCCGAAGCGGCCUGAGCGGCAGCGCCCCCGACGUCCUGCAGGUGCACGACAUGAAACCUCCUUCCCGGCCGAGCCAGGAAGCCCAGGGCCACGUCCUGGGGCCCGAGGCCGACCACUCCUGCGCGGAGCUCCUGCACAGCCUGACCCUCACAAGCCUCGCGCCCAAGAACCACUCCAAGCUGGCACCAGGUGCGCGGCCGCCGCUGGGCUUCCUGGGAAAGCGGAAGCCGGCCAAGCAGCCGCACUACGGCGGCUUCAGCCGCCACCACCGCUGGCUGCGCAUGCACAGUGAGACACAGUCGCUGUCCCUGUCUGAGGGCGUGUACACGCAGCACCUGUCCCGGGCUUGCGCCCAGGCCCAGGAGCCCGGGGAGGCCGAGCAGCUGGUGCCCGCGUCUGAAGGGCCACGGGGACUGGGUCUGGCCCACGCCGCCAGCCUCCCUGAGGAGCGCAAGGGCAGCUUCAGGGACCCGAGACCCGCGGUGCGCCGCAUCUACGUGGAGCCCUUCCCCGCGGCCCUGGUGGACGCCAAGCCCUGGGCCGCCUUGAGCCCACCCGCGGGAGAACACUUGGGCCUGCCCAGCCCUGCAGGCUCUGAGAUGAGCCCGGAGGGCCCUACCCCCUCCCCGGUGUCGGAAAUACUCAGCAGCAUGCUUUAGAGAGGCCCCUGACCACCAUUCCUAUUCAAGUCCCUGCAGUUUCCAUCACUCUACCCCCAUUUCCAUUUUCAAAUGGUUUGAAUGUUAAAAACCCAAAGCCCCCCCCUAUUUUAAGAGUAGAGUUGGAGGGGGGGGAGAAUUGCCAUUGUCAUUACCAUUUCAGCCUAUGAAGGGCAUAGAAGAGCUUUUGUAUCAAUAUGGAGUCCUGAACGCAACGGUUCAAACAUGCCACCCUGUUGGUGGCACCUGUGGCUAAAGGAGGGCAACCUAAAGAGCCACCUCACUUCUCCAGCUGGCUCUGUAAUCUGAGACCUUAGACUCUUUCAUGAAUUUGUGAUUUGUUAGGGGAGGAAUUCUAGAUGAAAAUAAGAUUAGCAUUGUUUUCUCCUCCCUUCCAAACCUUUACAAGACUUUGGGGUAAGAAGCCCAGGUUGUGUCUCUAGGGAAUAAGGUCAAAGACUUAUCCAGGGGUCCCUGUCAGCUAAAUCAGGUUGUUCCAAAGCAGGAUUCUCAGCACCUCACCAAAUCUAAUGUAUGCAUCAGCACUGAUCUCAUUCAGUAGGCCUUGGACAGGCCUCUUCUUCACUUAGUGUUAUGUGGAAACCUCCAGAAACAAGGUUAGAGGAGGCUUCUCUUCUAGCUCUGUCUUGCAAAGAUAGAACAGGGCAGGAAACAGACCUUCCUGUACACUCGACUCGCAUUCAAGCAUGAAAGUGGGCCAGGGUGCAAAGAGAUGGCCAAGUUAAGUAAAUACCUGGAUCAUAGACAAGGGGAGAGAGAGAGACAUGUGCAAAAAUGUGUUUCCUUUCCAAUCCUAAAAUAAGUAAAUCCAUGGGGGCCCUCUCUAAAAAUUAAAAUGAAUCUGUUCCAGAUUCUUAGGUGAUAGAUUAUUACUGAACAAGAAAGUGCCCUUCAAAUACGGCCAGGCAGGGAUGGAAUUUUUACAGUGACGUAGGCACAUCUCCUCACCCCUACGUCACAGGUCAAGGGACAGUUUGUCCGGAGCUUUGGUUGCUGCCUUCCCCUUUUCACUCCGCUCUUCCAAAGUCAUUCUCAGUCUCACCCCUAGAUCAGCUGGUCCAUUGAUCUCAGGGAAAAUCUUUCCUUACAAGGCCCAGGGCCAUGCUCAAAUACACCUGAAAAUCUUGUUUUGGUCUCAUUGCCUCCCACCUGUCUUUCUCACAAAAGAAAAACCCAAAUCGAACAGCAAUCACACUGCAUAUUCAAAAUAGGCAUGGGCCUUCUCUCCUUUCCUGGAGCCAAGACCCAUUCAGAUCCCUGAUAUUCUAAAUGGUCCUUUUCUGCUUCACAGGCAUUUUGGUUACAUAUUGCUCUUUAUGGCCCUACUCCUAUCCUCACAGCUCUACCAUUCCUCCUCAUGGGAGCUCAUACAAAGUCCCCUGUUCACAAUGUUAUUCCGAUCCCUUCCAUUUCUAAAACAUUUGAUUUAAACAAAAAUAAUUACCCUGGUGGAAAGGUACAGAUUUGGCCCAUGGCCUAUGGUCAUUAGAAAACUAAAGCCCAGAGCUCCGUCUUUAUUUUUUUAAGAGAUUUUACACUCAAUGAGUGCCCCCCCCAACCACCACCACCAAAGAAUCUUGAUCAAAAUCACUGCAGCUCCUUUUCCAUGCCACAGAAGAUUUUAAAAUGCAGUUUUCUUCUGUUCUGAGUGAACAUGGAAUGUGUAUGGAGUAUUAGACCUAGAAGGGACCGUAAAAUUAAUCUAAAUCCUUGCAUUUACGGAUGAGGCAAUUAAGCCCUAGAGAGGUUAAGUGAUUUACUCAAACUCACACAGCUAGUUUAGUCUCAGAGUUAGGGUUAGAACCCAGAACCAUUCCCUUUAUUGCAGACUGUCCUAUUGGGAAUUGGUACAUACCUAGUCAGCAUUUCAUUGUCUAUAAACUAUUUACCUAGUUAACAGAUCAUCGAUCUACUUCUAAUUCCAAACUCAACUCCUUUCCCUAACUUUUACCUAACAGAUUUCCAAUAUCCCAGAACUCCUUGUUGCCAGGAAAUACAAACUUCCUAUAAUAAAUAUCUAAGUUAAUUAAUUAAUUAAAAUUACUUAAAAACCUAAUUUGGGAGAAAUGUCAUUAAACAUUUCUUACCAUAUGAGUCGCAUUUAAAAACAAAAAUGACACAGAGUAUUUCCAAUUAUAAGACAGGUUAUAUAUUUUUUUAUUUUAUUUAUUUUUAUUUUUUUUAUGGUCACACCCGUAGCAUAUGGAAGUUCCCAGGCCAGGGUUUGAACCCACACCUCCGCAGUAAGCUAUUGCAGUUGGAUUCUUAACCCACUGCACCACAGCAGGAACUCCCAGAUUAUAUAUAUGUUGAGUGAGUUUGUGAGAUGACAUGCUGAAAUAUUCGAGGAUUCAGAAACCAAGCAUCAUGACCUUUCUGGUGUCAUGGAAGGAAGUUUGUGACUGUGAAUUAGAUGGAGGGCAUUCAACAGGCAGCAAAACUGAGAACAGAUCCAUCCUUCUGGCCCCUCCUUUGGUCAGCACAUUUUGGCACAUUGGACCAAAUAAUGACUCAUGAAGUAAAAUGACAUUAAAUGCAAACCCACUAACUUAUAGUAGGGCCAUGGGGUUAUUUUUUCAUCUUCUAUGAGGAGAAGAGAUGCAUGCCCAUGAAAUUAAUAAUGAACAUUUGAUUUCAAUGGACAUAAAUAAUCAACUUGAAAAUGCAUUUUCCUAGCAAUGUGCCUGUAGAAGAGUGGGGGCUAUGUCCUCAACAAUCCUGUUUAUUCAAGGAGUUUCCCUCCACCCAUACCUCCACUUUGCAACUUCUUGUAAGCCUAGUUUAAAUUAAUACAUUCUUGUGAGAGAUAAUUGUGUUCUCUAAAUGAUAUUCCUUUAUUCAUUUGUCCAGUCGUCUCAUUAUAGAGACUUUACAAAGUCCGAGGAUGUUUUAUUUGUUUGUUUGUUUUUGCUUUGUCUUACUGGCUUUAUUUUUGUGUUUUUGUUUUUGUUUUGGAUAUGAUGGACUUUCGGCUUUCAUUCUUUUUAAGUUCAACCUGGAAGCCUUUGAAGGAAAGUUUCCUGUUUCAUGUCUUCCUUUCUGCUGUGUGUCUAACAUGCUUAACUCUCACCUCUGUUAUCCAGCUCUCAUCAUUUGUUUUUUUGUUCGGUUGGUUGAUUGGUUGGUUGGGGGUUUUUUGGCCUCACCCACAGCAUGUGGAAGUUCCUGGGCCAGGGACUGAACUCACACUACAGCAGUGACCUGAGCCAUAGCAGUGCCAACUACCAGAUCCUUAACCCACUAGGCCACCAGGGAACUCCCAGCUCUCAUCAUUUGUGAAAUACUCAAAAAUCAUUGAGCAAAUUCCUCCCAUAUGUCUGUCUCUAUUCCAGGUUCCACAGAGAACAGAUGAAUCAAAUAUGAAACAGGUUUCCCGGGCCACUAGGAGCUCACAAUUUGAUCUGAGGGUAGCCAUCAUCGCCAUAUGUUUUUCUCAAUUGAUGUCUUAGAAGGGGCUAGAUAUCUUUGAUUUCACUUUUGAUAUCUGUUUAUAAAAGAGGAUAGCCUGGAAAAUGCAAGUCCCCAUUUAUAAGGCUAUCACAUCCUCUUCCAUGGGGAGGGUACCUGGGAGACAGUCAUCAAAAACAUUCACUCUAGGGAGUAGGUAUUUUAAGAAGUGGUUACUUAAGAUAAGACCCAUUCCAUUUCAGGAACAUUCACUAAUGUUCAAAGCAAUAAUUACCGUGGAGAAAAUGGUUCCAUUUGGUUUGAAAGUUGAAGCCAGUUAGUAAUAAUAUUCCUCCAGCCCCCAUUCCUAAAAGGAUCCCAAAGCACUUUGUGAAAACCAUGGACUGAAGCCUGGUUGUACUCUCCUAAAAAAAAAAAAAAAAAAAAAAAACCUUGUCCAGGAGCCACCUGGCAAACACCUAUGCCAUCCUCGCCAGGAGAUCAGGCCAGACAAGUGGAAAAGAGGACGGGCCUCUCAUUCAUUGUGCACCCUUGGUGAAUGUUGAGCUCUUCCCUAGAAGAUAACAAUUUUAGACAAGCAGGCAUACCAGGCAAUCCUAACUCCUUGGCCUCCUCUUUUUCCUCACACUCCACUCAAGAUAUAUUCACCUUCUCUUGGAGAACUAUCUACUCAAGCCGUUAAGGGGUCUGCAGUGCAUUUCAGUUCCCUAGUUAUGCGAGCAGCAUGCAGAACUCCCCGGCUUCUGAACAUUGGCACUUGAUUGAAAGAUGAUGCCAUUAUUCUACAACUCUCUCAACUUUUCAUGUAGCUGAGCUACGGCAGAGAGUGCAUUUCUUGGUAUAUUUGUUUAUUGAACUAUAACAUACCAAUUAGAGAGGGUAGUUCUAGACUAACAAGAGUGCACUCUCAGAGAAUUGAAAGUGCUACACUGUCACUUUAUAAAGUAUAAAUAUUUUUCCAGAUGAUUCAAUUAAGCAAAUCUGAACUUUUUUUCUGGUCCUACCUUUAAGGAAAUUUUUAAAGGAGCUAUUUGGAAAGCAAUGAUACCUCGUCACAGGUAGUAAGGUGAACAAGGAAAAAACUUGUUUCUUUGCUGGUCACCUCUCAUAAGAUGUUCAAACACAUGGCUUAUGACUGUUAAGCUAAACUUCAAUGCGGCCUUACAAACAACAAGGGUAGUGUAUUUGAAACUGUGUUGUACAGCUUGGAAACUUAUUCUAAGAUCUUAAUUCAGAGUUUUUCUGAGGUGUUGAACUUUGCCAUUAGCAAAAAGUAUUUUUAGAAAAAUCCAUUGACUGUUUAUGAAGCACUGAUUUUGCCAUAUUUCGGGUCUCUGGUUUUUCCACCACAUCUGCACACAGUAGUUGUAUUGGUUUUUUACAAAAUCAUUUCUUCUCUUUCCAUUAAUGAUGAGUUUGUAAAAUGCCUAUUCCAAAGGACAGUUGGUUUUGCUUAAACAAUCAGAUAGGUAGACUGUGACAAUAUCCUGUUUGGAUAAAGGAAGGAGGUUUAUUCUCCUUUGUUUUAAAUAUUAUACUAGGGUCUUUCCUCCCAGAUAGGUAGAUUUUUUUUUCUUUUAUCAAAAGCCAGUAUUAACUUAGUGACAAGUGUUAAGAAGCUAUUAGUUAAUUCUCUUUGCUCUUUUUCCUUCAGUUUAUGACAAGAAAGUCUGAUUAUGCUUUCACAGUAAUCACCAUCCAGCAGCUGAUUUAUAAAAAACCAAGUCUACAAAUUAUUGGGUUAAGUCACUCUGAGUCUCUGUAUCGCUUCUUGCCCUGUGACAAAGCUGAUGUUUGGAGAUUCUCAUGUAUGUGGUCAUGGCAUCACUUUAACGUGUUUGUGAUGAAAAAAAGAAUUUAAAGAAAUGUAGGGGGUGGGGGAGGGGGGUGUUUUAUAGAAAAAGUAAUUUAAGUGACAUUCUAUUAGGCGAUGUUUAAUUGCUUCCUGCCUAAUGUGUACAUAGUAAUUUCACUGGUUAUUGGCUGUUAUUUGUUCAGAAUUUAUUGUAUCUUGUUGCUAUGUAUGCAACUGAGUGUACGUAAAAGUUUAGACUUCGGUACGUUAUCUGCACAAUUUUGUGUGCUUUAAAUCUCUGUGAAAUGUACAGAUGAAUCAUUAUGGUGUGUUAUAUGUGACUUCCAAUCUUGAAACAAUAAUAUUUUGUAGUAUGUACUUUUGCAGACUAUUUGAACAUUUUAAACAGAUAUUGUAAAUGGCCAGUACCCUCAAUCAAAACUAACUCUGGUAAGAUGCAUGCUUCUUGAGCCUACAGAUUUAUAAGAGGUCAGGGGUAAACAAGAAUUAAGAUAAUUUUUUUCUAAUGGCAAGUAUUUUUGAUAAUUUCCUACCUGCCUGAUGUAUUUGAAAGAAAAGUUGUCAACAGAAGAAAUCUUAGCUAUCAGAAGGAAGGUUUCUUAAGUAUUAAAUAGCAUUAAUAUACUUUAUAUCUAACUUGUUGAAAUUUAGUUCAAGGGUGAAGAACUCAAACAUAUUUUUGAUUCUUCAUAUGACCUUUUGUUGUUUAAAAGACAAUUUUUGUCUUCAGUGUGGAGAAACGCCAGUUGAAUAAUAAACUUACAGAAUUGUCAAUC